GAUAGAGUCAAGCUUGCGCCAAAGAAAUAAGAGGGGAGAAAAAAGAAAAUAGAAAAUAAAAAAAAAAUUCACCACCAAACAAGAGCAAAACCGGCGUGAGUAUAUAGCGCGUCGACUCGAUUCGACUCGACUCGCUUUUCUCUCUCGGUCGGCAGUUUAGAGACGCCAGUGUCGGGACAACCUCUCACUUUGGCUGUACGCAUUCGCUCCUCUCUCUCUGCUAGCACUCCCACCCCUGUGUAUGUGCGUGUCUCCUAGUGACAGUUGCAUUUUCUUGAAUGUACAUUUCUGGUAUUUUUUCUUUUGGGGAUUUCUUUCGUCAAAUGAUUGAAAGGCUUUUCUGAGUCCGUGUGUGUGCCGAGAAAGAGCAGUGAUAUCGACUCACGCCCGGGAUCGUCCUUUUUAUUUUUUAUUUCGAGACAGACACCCGUGGGUACUUUGCCCAGCUGUGCACCCGUGUAUUCGAUAUCCUCUACUGCUACACUUUGGCGAGAGAGAGAGAGAGAGAGAGGUCCAUUGACGUCGCUGCUCGCCGCAGUCGCUCCAAUACGCUCGUCUUUGUCGGUUGGCAUCGCUGGCGUUCCUCACUAGACCAUCAUCCGCUUUUGCAGUGUUGUGCGACAUCAGUGCCCGUCUAUCGUAUACAUAUAUAUACAAGGGAGAGACGUUAAUUACUGCAAGUUCGUUACAGUUCCCCAACGCAAAAAGUACCCGCCAAAGUUUCCCGCUAACUGCACAACCCGUGAAUGUACUACGUGACAGCUAGUUAAUUCGCCAAAACGAACAUCCCGUACAGCAGUUGACAGAUUCAGUAUAACUCACUUCAUCGACUCCCAUCAAUCUCUCCAGCUCGGCAGUUUUGACUGGGAAUCACGUCAAGAAUCAAAAGAAAUGGUUUCAAGAGAAAAUGAGCUAAUGCGGAACACAUUGAACGGAUGCGCUAAACGACAGGAAAUUUUGAUCGUUGCCGCCUGCUGCGUGUGCAAUUGAGAAAAAGAAAAAGUUGAGCUCGCGAUUGGGCUGGAAAACAAAAAAAAAAAAAAAAAAAAAAGAAUCAAAAUAAAAAAAGGCCAAAAGUUCUAGACGACGACGCGCUACAAUUUGGCGGAAUAAAAAAAGCGAGUGGGAGAGAAAACUGAAUUUAUUUUUUCCCGGUGGCUGCGUGUUUUCGUGCUGCUGCAGUCGGUGGAGUUGCUUCCGGUUUUUCAUUUUCAUUUCACAUUUUUCUCUCGUUCGAUUCUUAUUUUUUAUUUAUUUCUAUUUCAAAUUCGCGUGAAUCGUCGACGUGCUGAACACGCCAAUGUAUUACCGACGGGCGGACAGAAACGGGAGAACGGCGCCAGGAUCGAGCCGAUAAAAGAGCGAAAACUUUUGCGCCCGCAAUUGAACCAAAUUGAACGUGAGUGCAAGACAAACGUGCCGUGCGUCUCUUUUCCGGCCGUUGUUGUCGAUCGUUUUGCGACUGACGUUGGCCCCGUCUCCCAUCAGUGUUGCGACACAACGUCAAACGAUUUUAGGAAUAAGGGAGGGAAUUUGUUGUUGUUUUUCUCGCAUCACGACAUCCUCAUGAUCGGCAUGGCUUGGGAAAACACGCUCCUGGCUUCGCGCAUCUUGCCGCCGGCCUACACUCCGAUCGAAGUGGCCACCAAUCGCUCACAGGAUGCGUCUCUCAUGCUGGAACAAGAUGGGCGAUUAACUUUAUUGAUCAUCCUGACGACGUCGGCCGGACUGGCCAUCGUACUCCUCUUCUUCAUCUUUCUCAGGAUCGGCUGCUUACGAGGACAAAGUUGUCUGGGUAGAUACAAAGAUCGCCACGAUCGAUCGGCCUGUCCGCUGACGACCGUCGUCCUGGACGAUCACGCUUCCAUCACCAAAUCGCUGGUCGCCUCUCAGCAAACCAUUCAGACGUCCCUCACCCAGACGCAUCCGCCCGGCAGCGACACUUACGCAAUCAAACUCGUCGACAACGACCUGAUCGUGGAGACUCAGCAGGACUCGUCUGGGUGCGGCGAACUGGCAACGGCGUCGUCGCUGGUGGAGACGUCGACGCUCAAGACGCCGUCUAAUAAUCCCCCGAGAGAAACAUUUUCGCCACCGGAGCAUCAUCGCCAUGACAACGAGAUGAGACAGCAGCAGCAACAACAUUCUUCUGCCACCGCCGAAAACGACGCCCAGCCAAGUGGAUUUCUCGUCUUCAAAACUUGGCUGUCCGGAAUGAAGAGCAAAGAGUUGAUGAUGGCGACGGACGGAGGAGAAACCGGAGCCGCUGGAAACGACGCUCAGCACCUACUACAGCAACAACAACCGACGACGACGACGACGCCGUUGGAAACGAAGAGUCUGUGCGGAUCACCCAAGCGUCGCUACGGUCGGUCGCCGGCCAGCGUCGAAUUGAUAGCGACGCAGAAGCAGCAGAUUAUGGCCAGAUUCGGCCAGCAUCACCAGCACCUGCCCGGCUUCGGGUUCACUCAAUCUAAAAGCAGUUGCCUCUUCGAGGAAGAAGAGGAUGACGACGGACUGAUGGUGAUGGGUGACGUGUCGUCUUUCGCCGUCCCGCCCAGCAGCUACAGCUACCGCAAUGGCAACCAGUUCGAGUACAUGGGCGGCCCUUACGGCUACGUCGAUCCCAUUUACAGCCACCAGCUGGCCUCCAACAACAAUAAUCGACAUCCAGCAGCAGCCAGGGAAGCCAAGUCUUUACGCCACCACAAUAACGGCCGGAUUAAUAACUCGAUUAUUCGUCUGGAAGAACUCGAUAUCGUCCAGCAGCAGCACGACCAGCGCAACAACAGCACAUUGCUCUUUGGCCAGCAGCAGCAGAUGAUGGGCGUUGCGACGAGACAACCCGAGUCAGCAACAUCUUCACAUCAUCAUCAUCCUCAGCCGGUUUUGCUUUUGUUGCCUACGCUGGUCCGCUCAGCCGAAUCGUUGGUUGUGCUCAGCAAAUAGAGCUGGACCGUAUUUUUUCCCUCGAAUAUUAUAGAACUGAAGAAUAGACAUCUAAAGAAUAUGCUGUAACAUUCCCCUUUGCUGAAUUUGCCGCCCAUUUUUCAUAUAUAAGAAAUCUGACGACGUUGUCAACUCGUAUUUUGUUUUUUAUUACUGAUGAAAUUCUGUGAGCAAACGACCGCGAUGUAUAUAGGAAGUGGCUAUAUACUCAAAAGAAGAAUAUCUGUAUAUCAUAGUCGGAUAUCCCGUCCGGUCUGUUCCACUCGAAUAGAUCCGACGUCAUCUCUUCUUCUGUUCCAGUCUGCUGGAUGCGCUACAUGGGAUGUGAUACGUACGUAUACAAUUGGCAGUCCAAGUGGCCAUACUCUCUGUUGACCAGCAGCAGCCCAUAUUGUAAUAGCGGUGGGCGACUGUGACAUGUAAUAUUUGAUCUGUAAGGAAAAUAGAGCAAGACAAGGAGAUAGAAUGUCAAACAGCGCUGUACAAAUAUAUCCGUUCAACUAUAUACUAUACAUAAUGCUGUGUGUACAGGAAAUGAAAUGGCUUCGACAGUCAAAUCCUUAUAUAUAUGUCUCUUGUUUCCAUCCAAUAAACUGCGCUAUAGUGGCUACGACGCCCAAUGAAUGAAUAUUUAUUGUCUAUAGCUCGACGAUAUCGCAUGGGAGGAUAUGUGAACAAAAAUCAUUUUGAUAUGACACUAUACGGUUGUAUAUAGAUUUAUUUUAUUGACUGCUGCGCUUGCUAUGCUGCUGUGUUCCUGGGUCACGCAAUAACAAUAAGCUUUAUAUAUAAUAGCUAUACACAAAUAUUGAUAGCCUACAUACACAUUUCUGCAACACACACAUACAAACAAGCCACUUUUGUAUAACUGAAUUUUCCCGCCCAUCUGCAUGAUGUGAGCCCCUCCCCAGCAAACGGUUGGUCGCAAAUGCCAGCAGAGCGGUUCGUGUGUGCAUAAUCGAACGUGAAAUUCAACUGCGUCUAUAAAUAUAGUGUAUAUCUAAGAUGCGCGUAACACUUGCUAUUCGAUGGGUAUGUACACACAGAGUGCAAUAUUGAUUCGUAUAUACGUAUGCUGUGUUCUGCUGUUGGUCGUGAGGAAACUGCGAGAGUUACUUUAAAUAUUCCAAAAGUCUAUCCACCCGUGUUUUAUUGUCUUCUUACCGUUUGCAGUUUCUUUUUUUUUUUUUGUCUUUUUAAUUUCUUUUUCUUUUUUGGGGGGGCCGGGUUUCAAUUGGAUUUCCUUUUUCCUUCUCGGCCGAUCGAUGGAUUUGAUACAAGUAGAACGAGAGUCCCCGUCGAGCUUUGCAGAUGCAACACACUGGGAAAACGAAUGACGACCAGAGUCUCUUCUAUACGCAUCGGCGAAAAGGAAAAAAGGACGAAAUAAUAAAAACAGUUUUAUCUGAUAUGUGUGUUUCUACUGCCCUGCUGCAUCAAGCGCAUGUACACAUUUCUUUUGAUCUCUUUUCGCCAGAGAGCAUUUUCUUUCUUUAUAUUUCUUGCAAGUUUCCCGGUUUCUUUUCAUCUCUAAUAUUGUUUUGCCUAUAACCAGUUUUUUGUUUUAUUUUUGGAGCUGCCCUCGACCCUCUUCUAUUACAUAAUAUACAGCACACAGUUGUACAGAACUUGAAAUAAACUACUUGAUAAACAUUC
This is a messenger RNA of Daphnia pulicaria, 4605 nucleotides long. RefSeq lists its product as uncharacterized. Lineage: Eukaryota; Metazoa; Arthropoda; Branchiopoda; Diplostraca; Daphniidae. The transcript has 5 exons. The record is from RefSeq and is a predicted model, not a curated record. Bases 1567 to 2949 code for a protein of 460 amino acids.